This is a messenger RNA of Phaedon cochleariae (mustard beetle), 1755 nucleotides long. NCBI's taxonomy places the organism in Eukaryota, Metazoa, Arthropoda, Insecta, Coleoptera, Chrysomelidae. The record is from the annotation of a GenBank genome assembly.
CACAUACUCGACAUGCUUUUUUCCAUUGUUUCCCCGCAUACAGUUUUCACUCGACUUUGUGUGAUAGACUUUGAGUUUCCAAUGAAAAACAUAAUGGAUCUUUGCGAAAGUAUGUCACCUUCCCACCUAUUAUCAUAAAAAUUAUUUUUCGCAAUAAAGGGCAAGAAAUGGAUAUCUCAAAAAAGCCUGGAGGCCUUUUGGGUUUUCGACAUGUCCAAUAUAGUCUGAUGAUCGUUGCUACUGUACUUGGCUAUGGAAUGAGGACUGUCCUCAAUGUAGCCAUUGUAGCAAUGGUAGAUGAACAUCCUCCAAAAGACAGGUACUAUUCGGUUUAUCCAGAAUGGAAGCCCAAGAAGAAUCUCAUCCUCUCAUCCUUUUUCUGGGGCUAUGUCUGCUUGCAAGUUGGAGCAGGCCAGCUAGCCAAGAAGUAUGGCACCAGGUUGUUCCUCCUAGGGUCGAUAUUGAUCCCUUCGGUGGCAGGAGUGCUCUUGCCCUUAGCAGGAGCCGAAUUAGGUUAUAUCGGAGUAAUAAUCUGCAGGAUCGUGCAGGGCUUGGCUCAGGGGGCUCUAGUUCCUUCUAUUCACGCCCUUCUGAGCGAGUGGGCUCCAGUUUCAGAACGAGCCAAGUGGGGAGGCUUUGUUUAUGCAGGUCAAGCUUUGGGGAACGUUUUUGCCAUGCCUAUCACAGGGGCCAUUGCUGCUACCAAAGUCGGUUGGCCUCUGGUUUUCUACCUUUACGGAGGAAUAGGUCUUCUGUGGUCCAUUCUUUGGCUUUCUUUGGGUUCUGACAGUCCAUCGAAAAGUAAGAGAAUAUCGGACACAGAAAGAAAGUGGAUCGAAGCCAGUAGAGUCAAUAUAGAAGAGAAAUCGGACGUACCAACACCAUGGAAGGCAAUUUUCACAUCUCCACCAUUUCUUGCUAUACUGUUAGCCCAUUGUGGUCAGAACUGGGGCUUUUGGACUCUGCUCACAGAAAUGCCAAGCUUCAUGAGAGAAAUUUUGAAGUAUAAAAUUGAUUCGAACAGUUUCAUGUCUGCCCUGCCGUACUUCGUCAUGUGGGUCUUGUCCUUUUUCAUGAGUCCUAUCGCUGAUCAGCUGGUGGAAAGAAAAAUAGUCAGUCUGAGGACGAGCAGAAAAAUCUUCAACACUAUUGGUUUCGUCAUUCCUGGUGUUGCCCUCCUCAGCCUCAACAUCGUCGAUGGUCAUAACAAGAGUGCCAUUAUAGCCAUACUGGUUAUCGGCGUUGGUAUGAACGCUGGUCACUUUUGCGGGUUCCUUGUCAACCACAUCGACAUAUCGCCCAACCAUGCUGGUACUUUGGCAGCCAUCACCAACAGCACGGCUAGUGUUUUUUCGAUCUUCGCUCCUCUAGCUGUGGACCUCAUCAAGCACGUCACUGGAUCUAAGGAGGAUGACAAACAACUGUGGAACAUAGUUUUUUCCAUAGCAGGAGGAGUAUAUCUGAUCACCGCAGUAAUCUUUAUUAUAUUCGCAUCUGGUGAUAUUCAACCUUGGAAUGGUAACAACGAAAUAUCCGCUAUCAAGGAUGCAAAAAUAGAAGAGAAGAAAAGGCUGGGCAUAUUGAGAAAAAUUUCUACAUCGAUGGCUGCUUGACAUGAUUACAGUUGAAGAUUUGUGGUUUAUCAUUUAUUUACUGAAAAUCAUUCAAUAUUUUCCAGCUACUAAAUGAAAAGUUAUACUUUUUGAUAGAACUGUAAAAUGAAGAAUUAUUGUGCCAAUCAAUCGCUGGCUUUGU